AUGGAGUCGAUCUCACCCGUAUUCUCGUCGGGCACGGAGCAGCGGUACUCUCCACCAUGGGAAGAUUUGAGUAUCAUCGGUAUCGCUGGUAGCUCGGGCUCCGGCAAGACUUCUGUGGCAAUGGAAAUUGUGAAGCAACUGAACCUGCCGUGGGUGGUGAUUCUCGUAAUGGAUUCAUUCUACAAGAGCUUGACUCCGGAACAACACUCCAAAGCGCAUCAAAAUCAAUUCGACUUUGACUGUCCCGAUGCCUUGGAUUUUGAUGCUCUUGUGCAGACCUUGAAAGAUCUAAAGCAAGGGAAAAAGGCAGACAUCCCCAUAUACUCGUUCGCACACCAUCAGCGCCAGCCGCAGACAACCACCCUUUAUUCCCCCCAUGUGAUCAUCUUGGAGGUUAUACGAGAUGUUCGAGAGCGCGGCAGAGAUGUUGAAGGAAUCAUCAAGCAGUGGUUUACUUAUGUUAAGCCGUCGUACACGAGAUACGUUGAACCUCAACGGUCUAUAUCGGACAUGGUUGUAAAGCAUAUUCAACGCAAACUUGACGAGAAGUCUGCGAAGCAUAGAGCAGAACUAGACCAGCUACGUCAAAUUGCCUCGGAGUUACAGCUGUCGCGUAAUGUGAUGGUAAUGCCUUCGACGCCACAGUUUGUUGGCAUGAACACCAUCCUUCAAAACCCCAAAACGGAACAAGUUGACUUCGUUUUCUACUUUGAUCGACUCGCUUCCUUGCUGAUAGAGAAGGCCUUGGACUGUACUUCGUAUGUCCCAGCUAGGGUAGAAACCCCACAUAAAACUACCUACGAGGGCUUGAACCCGGAAGGUAUAAUAUCUGCUGUUGCAAUCUUGCGAGGAGGUUCUUGCCUCGAGACAGCGCUGAAGCGCACUAUUCCUGACUGUAUUACUGGCCGUGUGCUCAUUCAGACUAAUGCACAGAAUGAAGAACCAGAGCUGCACUAUCUGAAAUUGCCCGGAAGAAUUGAAGAGCAUACCACAGUCAUGCUUCUUGACCCCCAGAUGUCCACUGGGGGAGCUGCUUUGAUGGCGGUCCGUGUGUUGAUUGACCACGGCGUAGAGGAACACAAGAUUAUUUUCGUGACAUCCGAUCCCCGUUUCGCCAAUAUUCAAUCAGAUCCUCGUUACCGUCUCCCAAGUAAACGGCAAACUCAUGUGAAACUCGACAAGCGGUUCGCGCACAUGCUGCACGACAAAGACUUUUCUCGAAAUGCUUUAGUCGAUCGAUACGGACGGAAGCUCGCUCGCGAUGAUACGAAGAAGCAGCUGGAGAGAUUCUACCAACUGGAAGGGGAUGAGGAAGACGAGGAUGACAUGAGCGUGGCUGACGAUGACGAAGUCCUCAAAGAAUUGAAGAAGGCGGAUAUGGACAGCGGUGCUUAUGAUCCUGCGCGUGAUGGAGGCUUUUCAUCUUCAUCUUCGGAGGAGGAGAGCUCGGAUGAGGAGGACGAGGAUGAUGAAUUCGGUGCGGGCGAAGAGCUUGAGUUCCCGGAUAAACAGCAGACUGGCGUCCCCACAGGUGAUGUGACCGAUCGGAUUGCGGUGGUGAAUCUGGACUGGGAUAAUAUACGGGCAGAGGAUUUGAUGGCCGUGUUCUCUAGCUUUGCUCCUGCUGGUGGACGGGUGCUGAAGGUUUCUGUCUAUCCCAGUGAAUUCGGGAAAGAGCGCAUGGAGCGAGAGGAGACGGAGGGCCCUCCGAGAGAGAUCUUCGCCGCGAAACAGGAUGAUGACUUCGAAGGGUUUGAUGAUGACGAGGAUGUCGACUCGGAUGAGGAAGAGGAGAAAAUUAAGGAGUCGAUGCUCAAGGAAGAUAAGGGUGAGGAGUUCAACUCUACGGAACUACGCAAGUACCAGUUGGAAAGGCUACGCUACUUCUAUGCUAUUUUGACAUUCUCGAGCAAAAGCGUGGCAAAGCACGUUUACGACUUGGUGGACGGUGCCGAGUAUCUGUCGAGUGCAAACUUCUUUGACCUCCGUUUUGUACCUGACGAUACAGACUUCUCUGAUGACAAACCCCGUGACGAAUGCAAGCGGAUCCCAGAUGGUUAUCAGCCUAAUGAAUUCGUGACUGAUGCACUGCAGCACAGCAAAGUCAAGCUGACCUGGGAUAUGGAGGAUAAAUCACGGAAGGAGGCUCAAGCACGAGCUUUCAGAGGCAGCCGGAAAGAAAUUGACGAGAACGAUUUGAAGGCUUACUUGGCCAGCGAUAGUUCCUCGGAGGACGAGGACGAGGAUGGAGGAGUGGAAGUUGUGGAUACUACGGGGGAAGAUGGUGGCAGUUCUAGGAAGAUCUCAAAGAAAGAAGACGAAAGACAACGUAUGCGAGCCCUCCUAGGGCUAAGUACAGAGCCAACACCGUCGUCUAAGUCCGACAAACCUGUGGGCGAAAUGGAGGUCACCUUUACAUCAGGUCUGGCCGGUGGCUCCAACCGAGACAGCAUCUUUGAAAAUGAACCCGAGAAAGACGAGACUACGAUUGAGAAAUACAUUCGCAAGGAGCGUGAGAGAAGGAAGCGGAGAAAGGAGAGACUGAAGGCGCCGAAGAAGGAUGACGAUGAGCGGGAUGAUGCAGUGGACAAGGGAGAGGCAGAGGGAGAGAAGCCCCAGGAAGAAGAUCUGGGCUUUAACGAUCCAUUCUUUGACGACCCCUCUGGCAAGGAAUCUGCUGCAGGUCGUCGCAAAGAGGAGAAACGUAAGAAGCGGGCGGAGCGUGCCGCGGAGGAAGCUGCUGCCGCCGCUAAGCGAGCCGAGCUGGAGCUGUUGAUGAUGGAUGACGAAAACAAGAAUAUCAAGCACUUCGACAUGAAUGAAAUUGAAAAGGCGGAGAAACAAGCCCGCAAAAAGGGCAAGGGUAAAGGAAAAGGCAAGCAGACGCCAGCCCUUGUGGAUGACUUCCAGAUGGAUGUCAGUGACCCGCGUUUUGCUCGUCUGUUUGAGAGCCACGAAUUUGCUAUUGAUCCUACCAAUCCUCGAUUUAAGGCGACGUCUGGUAUGAAGCAAUUACUGGAAGAGGGACGUAAGCGGCGUAGAAACCGGGAUGAUCGUGCAGAGGAGGAAGAGGUUGGUCGCAGCGAUCAGAAGAAGCAGAAGAAGAGCGAAGGUGGAUCGGAGGAUCUGAAAAAGUUGGUGGACAAAGUGAAGCGGAAGACUCAGAAGAGUUGA
Molecule: messenger RNA, 3174 nt
Organism: Aspergillus alliaceus
Lineage: Eukaryota; Fungi; Ascomycota; Eurotiomycetes; Eurotiales; Aspergillaceae
Product: pre-rRNA-processing protein ESF1
Exons: 7
Coding region: 1-3174 (1057 amino acids)
Biological process (GO): rRNA processing
Cellular component (GO): nucleus
Molecular function (GO): ATP binding; kinase activity; RNA binding
Source: RefSeq, a predicted model, not a curated record